AGAUAUUACCAUAGUAGCUUACGAUGAGAGCAUUGAAGGGGGACAUUGGUUCAACAACCCCCUCUAUGAUGAUGAAGGACGAUGAAGACGGUGGACAUGCCACCGCCUCAAACUAGCUGAUCUAAUUUUUUAUUUUUUAUUUCCAACCAGCUGUGCGAUCGAACGCUUUAACUUACUUGCUUUAGUUCAACCGAUUAUUGCCUUUUUUUUAAUGUCCUACGGCCUCUUUGGACCACGAGAGCCGAUUGCGGAAAAUUUAAAAUAAUAAUAUGACCGUUGCACCCGCUAUAAUUCCCGACAAAAUUCCCCCACUGCCCCCCCAAUUUCCCUCCAAUCCCCGAACCCUUCUUCUCCAGCAAUGCAAGAGCGUUCGCGACCUCCGCCAAGUUCAUGCCCACAUCAUCAAAACUGGUUCUUCCCUCCACCACUCUACCGCCGAGAACCUACUCGAAUGCUCCGCUCUUCUCAUCCCCAGCGCCAUGGAUUACGCCCUCAAGCUGUUCGACGAAAUGCCCCAACCCCACACCGAGGCUUUCAACAUCAUGAUCCGCGCCUUCAUCCUCACACGCUCCCCUACCAAUGCCGUAUAUCUUUUCCUCCGCAUGCUCGCUGCCUCCAUCAAUCCUGACAAGCACACCUUCUCCUGCAUCCUCAAGGCUUGUUCCCGCUUGAACUCACUUGAAAUUGGGAAGCAGGUGCAUGCCUAUGCUGUCAAGUGUGGGCUCGGAUGUGAAGAGUUUGUUCUCAAUAGCUUGAUACAUAUGUAUGCGAGCUGUGGAGAUGUUUGGAGUGGUCGCAACCUGUUUGAUAAAAUGCCUGAAAGAGGAAUUGUGACAUGGAAUGCCAUGUUUGCAGGGUAUUUCAAGGUUGAGAGCUGGCAAGAACUUGUAGCUUUGUUUCGUGACAUGCUGAUGUUGGGAGCAGAGUUUGACGAGGUCACAUUGAUUACGGUUUUAACUGCUUGCGGAAGGCUUGGGAUCUUGGAUUUGGGGCAGUGGAUUGAGGGUUAUGUACAAGAAAAUGGGCUUAAGAGUAAUCAAAAUCUAGUUACUUCACUUGUUGACAUGUAUGCAAAGUGUGGCCAGGUAGAUAAAGCUAGGAAUUUGUUCGAUGAAAUGGUAUUCCGAGAUGUCGUUGCUUGGAGUGCGAUGAUUUCCGGUUAUAGCCAGUGGAAUAGAUGCAGGGAAGCUCUCGAGCUCUUCCAUGAUAUGCAGAGAGCGGGAGUGGAACCCAAUGAAGUGACAAUGGUGAGUGUUCUAUCUUCUUGUGCUGUUCUUGGAGCUCUUGAGACAGGCAAAUGGGUGCAUUCCUAUGUUAGGAGAAAGCAGUUGAAGAUGACUGUAAAUCUGGGCACUGCACUUGUGGAUUUUUAUGCCAAAUGUGGAUUUAUCCUAAAUGCUUUGGAAACCUUUGCUAAGAUACCGCAGAAGAAUGCGUGGUCGUGGACUGUAAUUAUCCAGGGUUUAGCUAGCAAUGGGCAAGGAGAAGAGGCAUUGAGGUUCUUCUCUUUGAUGCUAGAAGCAGAUUUCCAACCAAAUUACCUAACCUUCAUAGCAGUGCUCUCUGCUUGCAGUCAUGCAGGACUAGUUGAUGAAGGAAAGCACUUCUUCCACAGAAUGAGCUGCAUUUAUGACAUCGAACCUAGGAUCGAACAUUACGGUAUCAUGGUCGAUAUCUUCGGGCGAUCUGGUAUGAUACAAGAAGCAUAUAAUUUUGUGAUUGAAAUGCCUAUAAAGCCCAAUGCUAUCAUAUGGAGGACCUUGUUAGCUUCAUGUAAGAUCCAUAAGAAUGUGGAGAUUGGAGAGGAAUCUUUGAAGCAAUUGGUGAAGCUGGAGCCAAGGCACAGUGGGGAUUACAUACUCCUUUCCAACAUCUAUGCAUCGGCUGGUCGAUUAGAUGAUGCAUUUACAUUAAGAAAUCAAAUGAAGGAGAAAGGCAUCAAGAAAACUCCUGGUUGCAGCUCCAUUGAAGUGGAUGGUGUGAUGCAUGAGUUCUUUGCAGAAGAUAGCGCACAUCCUCUAUCAAUGGAGAUAUAUGAUAAAGUUGAUGAAAUGAUGAUAAGAAUUAAGGAAGCUGGUUAUCUGCCUGACAUAGCAGAGGCAAGAUUAGAUGCAGAAGAGGAUGAGAAAGAAGUGUCUGUCUCACAUCACAGCGAGAAGUUAGCCAUUGCCUUUGGGCUUAUCGGAUCACCGCCGCGAGCUGCAAUCAGAGUCUCGAAGAAUCUGAGAGUUUGCAGGGAUUGUCACUUGGCAACCAAGCUGAUCUCCAAGGUUUAUGAAAGGGAAAUUGUUGUGAGAGAUAGAAGCAGAUUCCAUCACUUUAAAGAUGGCUCUUGCUCCUGCAAUGAUUACUGGUAACUUCCCUAUGAUUUGUGGAAUAUUGCUAAAUAUUGCCAAACUUUUACAGUAUACAUAGUGGAGAUCAUUCACUAUGAACUUUUAAAAGAGUGGUGGCAUUUUGUCCUUUAAUCUGUCUUAUUUUCAAAUUAAUGACAUAUUAAGAUUUGUAUUAAUGGAUA
Molecule: messenger RNA, 2518 nt
Organism: Dendrobium catenatum
Lineage: Eukaryota; Viridiplantae; Streptophyta; Magnoliopsida; Asparagales; Orchidaceae
Product: pentatricopeptide repeat-containing protein At1g08070, chloroplastic-like
Exons: 1
Coding region: 270-2357 (695 amino acids)
Biological process (GO): RNA modification
Molecular function (GO): zinc ion binding; RNA binding; protein binding
Source: RefSeq, a predicted model, not a curated record